Messenger RNA from Carassius carassius (crucian carp), 1773 nucleotides. RefSeq names its product glia-derived nexin-like. The transcript has 9 exons. Gene Ontology annotation, molecular function: serine-type endopeptidase inhibitor activity. The record is from RefSeq and is a predicted model, not a curated record. Lineage: Eukaryota; Metazoa; Chordata; Actinopteri; Cypriniformes; Cyprinidae. Bases 170 to 1357 code for a protein of 395 amino acids. Gene Ontology annotation, biological process: negative regulation of endopeptidase activity; negative regulation of plasminogen activation.
UCGUAUAUUUAAUAGAAGGCGGAGUCCGGCGCUCAGGACAGAAAAAAAUAGACGGAGGCACGGUGGCGUGAGGAGGAACACGGACGCUCGCGGAAGACACGCGUUUCUACCUGCGUAUCAGAAGAAUUACAGCUGCUUGUUCAGGUGAGCUGCCUGUGUGUCGCUCACGAUGUUUGUGGCGUUGCAGCUGUGUGUGCUGGUGGCAGUUUGUUCUCUGAGCGCUUCGGUGUCUCCGUCCUCGUCUUACGGAGAGCGAGGCUCAGAUCUCGGCCUGCAGGUGUUUUUCCGUGUGGUUCAGGACAAAUUGCAGGAGAAUGUGGUUCUGUCUCCUCACGGCGUGGCCUCUGUCCUGGGCAUGCUGCUCCCCGGGGCCCAAGGGGACACUCGCCACCAGCUACUCACAGGGCUCAAAUACAAGAAGACAGGUCCAUAUAAGAUGUUGCGGAAGUUGCAUAAGUCCUUGACGACUAAAUCCAAUGCUGAUAUUGUGACGAUUGCCAAUGCGCUGUUCCCCAACGAGGGCUUCAGCAUGAAGGAAGACUUCCUGACAGCCAACAGGGAGAACUUCAUGUGUGAGAGUCAAACCAUUGACUACAGUGACCCGGAGAAGGCUGCAGAAACCAUCAACGAAUGGGUGAAGAACAGCACCAAAGGCCAAAUUCCCAGUCUUGUCAAGGCAGAUAUGUUUGAUCCGGCUUUGACUCGGUUGGUGGCUGUAAAUUCCAUUUACUUCAAAGGCCUCUGGAAGUCCCGCUUCCAAGCCCAGAACACCAAACCCAGAAGCUUCACUGCAGGAGACGGAAAGACAUACAAAGUUCCCAUGAUGUCCCAACUCUCUGUCUUUAGCAUAGGUCAAGCAAGCACUCCAGAAGGUUUGAGGUAUACAGUGAUUGAGUUGCCAUAUCACAGCAAUAGCAUGAGCAUGUUUAUUGUGUUGCCGUCAGAGGAGGCCACGCCCCUGUCAGCCAUCCUGCCACACAUCUCCACAGCAACCGUCCAAAGCUGGACCAAACUGCUGGUCCCGAGGAGGAUGCGCCUCCAGAUGCCAAAAUUCACAGCAGAGGAAGAGGUGGAUCUGGAGGGUCCUCUCACAGCGAUGGGAAUCAAAGACAUCUUCAGUAAGACCAAUGCUGAUUUCAGAAACCUGAGUUCAGAGUCUGUCUAUGUGUCCAAAGCACUUCAGAAAUCCAAGAUCGAGGUCAAUGAGGAUGGAACCAAAGCCUCUGCUGCCACCACUGCAGUCUUGCACGCCCGAUCUUCUCCUCCGUGGGUGACUGUGGACAGACCGUUCCUGUUUCUCAUCAGACACAAACCCACAGGAACUAUUUUGUUUGCUGGCCAGAUCAACAAACCUUGAGCCAGCGAGGAGAUUUGUUCAGCUGUCCACACACAGACUGAUAAAUAUAUUAAACUUUUGUCUUGGACUGUCUAUUUCUCAAGUGUCUUUUUACCCUCAUUUUGACUUUGACUUUAUUAUCUUUUUAUUCUUGAGUUCCUUUUAUUUUAUAAGAAUAAAUAGGACUUUAUAAGAUUUUAUACAUGGUUUGUAAUUUGUCUAAAGUCAAUCUUUCUCACAAAAUAUGUGCAGCUUAAAUGCUGAGAUAACUUUUGUUGAACUUUUUGUCUUUAAUAAAAUGUCAGUUUAUUUGUCACAAUAAUGAUGUAUUUUCCUGCAUCGAAUCUUAUUUUAUUAAAUAAGGUGCUUAAACUGGUUCACUUUUCGAACUCUUAACAAAACAUUUGUUGUUUAUUUAAUAAAAUAUAAUCAAGUUA